AUGGGCGGUGCGUUGUUGCGUGUUGGUAAAAUGGAGGAUAAAUGGCGGGCGAAAUUGGCAAAGGCGAUUGAGACACCAGUAACGACGCAAGGAAAGCGAGCGUGGUUGGUCAAUCUCUUUGAGAAGUACGCCAUGUUUGUGUUGCCCUUUAUCACUGUUCUUCGUGAGGGUAUCGAGGGCAUCGUUUUCGUCGCUGGUGUCUCAUUCUCUGCACCCGCUUCUGCCGUUCCUCUCCCUGUCCUCAUGGGAUUGAUGCUUGGCGGCCUUGUCGGAUAUGCCCUCUACCGGGGCGGUUCAUCUGCGAAACUGCAAUAUUUCCUUGUCGCCUCAACAUGUCUUCUCUACCUCGUCGCAGCAGGUCUCUUCUCCCGCGCAAUCUGGCUCUUUGAGCAACAGCAGUGGAACAAGGUUGUCGGCGGCGAUGCCGCGGAACUCGGAGAUGGUCCUGGAUCAUACGAUAUCGACCGGAGUAUCUGGCACGUCAACUGCUGCAAUCCUCAGCUCAACGGCGGUGGAGGCUGGGCUAUUCUGAAUGCUGUGGUCGGAUGGAACAAUUCCGCUACAUAUGGAUCUGUGCUGGCCUACAACCUGUACUGGGUUUUUGUGAUUGCGCAAUUUUCGCUCAUGUCGUUCAAGGAGGAUCACGGACAUUACCCAUUGCUCAAGGAGGAGGAUACAAGGACUGAUUAA
Messenger RNA from Fusarium musae, 690 nucleotides. RefSeq lists its product as uncharacterized. Gene Ontology annotation, cellular component: plasma membrane; high-affinity iron permease complex. Lineage: Eukaryota; Fungi; Ascomycota; Sordariomycetes; Hypocreales; Nectriaceae. Gene Ontology annotation, biological process: iron ion transmembrane transport. The coding region runs from base 1 to 690 and encodes 229 amino acids. The record is from RefSeq and is a predicted model, not a curated record. Gene Ontology annotation, molecular function: ferrous iron transmembrane transporter activity. The transcript has 3 exons.